This is a messenger RNA of Anoplophora glabripennis (Asian longhorned beetle), 1527 nucleotides long. RefSeq names its product Bardet-Biedl syndrome 1 protein homolog (gene BBS1). Lineage: Eukaryota; Metazoa; Arthropoda; Insecta; Coleoptera; Cerambycidae. The record is from RefSeq and is a predicted model, not a curated record. The transcript is spliced from 9 exons. The coding region runs from base 47 to 1492 and encodes 481 amino acids. Gene Ontology annotation, biological process: non-motile cilium assembly; protein localization to cilium. Gene Ontology annotation, molecular function: smoothened binding; patched binding. Gene Ontology annotation, cellular component: centrosome; axoneme; BBSome.
AACCACGAGCUUACACUAGAGAAAAACGACUACGUGAAUUUAAAAAAUGAGCAUAGGAGAGUUAAAUGUUUCAAGAUGGCUUGAAGCACAUUGUAAUAGAAACUCACAAUUAUCGGUUUUACCGAGAAGUUUACUCCUCAUAGAUGUGAUGGGUGAUGACGAUUAUCAAUUAGUUGUUGCUGAUUUAUUCCAAAAUCGUCUUAGAGCAUUCAAACGAAAUUUAACCUCGGACAUCGUCUUAUGCGACUUGCCGAAUUCAUUAAUAGCAUUUUAUACAAACCAUUUAGAACCCAGAGUUCCAGCUGUAGCAGUAGCAUGUGGACAAGAUUUAUUUAUAUUUAAAAACAGUAAACCAUUUUUUAAAUUCCGAAUACCGUCUUCUACGAUUCUGCCUGUAGAAGCAAGUUUCUGGGAAAAAUUAGGGAACAACUCCGUUGUUUCUGGUAUAAAUAUAGGUAUUGAAGAAAUUAAUUCCACGUCUUUAACUUUGCUUACGGGAAGAUCUCAAGAACUAAUGUGUACAACAUCACAGGAAAGUUUUAUAAAAAGAUAUCGAUAUAAACCUCUUGUAAAAGAAUCAUCGAUUACAUGUAUGUGCACAAUAAAGAAGUCAUCGUACGACAAAAAAGCAUUGUCUUGCCCGGUUUUGGCUACUGAAUCGGGAAAUAUAUAUUUUUUGGAUCCACAAACAUUAGCAAUUUUACAACAAGCAAAUACAUGUAGUAGAACGUCGACUCCCUUUGUAAUCAGUUCAAUAGGCCUUUUCGAUGUCGAAUAUAAAAUUGUAAUAGGUUGCAGAGAAGGGUAUAUUUGUAUUUUAAUGAGAGGGUGGUUAGAAGGAAAAUUAAUUAUAGAAUUUCUACAUGACAUUGUCGAUCUUGUUAUUGUACCUGGGGAUAAUUUUAUUGUUGUCGCCACUAGUCAAAAAACAUUGUCCUGCUUUACCAAACGUGGUCAAAAUCUGUGGUCAAUCAAAACUGCGAGUCAGGUGGUAUGUCUUUGUUUAGUACCUAUAUGUCAUCUGAAUGUCAAUCUAAUUGCCGUGGGAUUAAGAGGUGGUACGAUACAGUUAUACCAUGGACGAGUUGUCGUGGAUUAUACAACAGUUCCUGAAACUCCGUCAACUAUUACGUUCGGUCAAUUGGGCCAAGAAGAGAACGUAAUGGUAGUAGUUACCCUAGCUGGUACUGUGACCUAUAAAAUCCUUAAACGAACAGCAGAUUUCAAUGUAAGAUUUAAGGAAAAUGUCCCUUUACUUCAAUGUAAACCAAUACCGCUUCCAAAGAGAAGUAAAUUAUUUUUGGAACAAAGUUUAAGGGAGAGAAAUAUUGCAACAGAUAUGCACCAGUUCUUUCAACAAGAUCUAAUGCGACUAAGAUUGAAAAAUGCUUCAGAACUAGUUAAUUGCAUCGAAAACUUAGAAAAUAAAGAGGAGUUCAAAAUAGAAGCAAAGAUAUGCAUUAGGGCCAGUGCUUUCAUGGAUACCUUGUAAUAGUAAAAGAUCAGUUUUAAUAUAAAAUUGAGGAC